Molecule: messenger RNA, 918 nt
Organism: Plasmodium gonderi
Lineage: Eukaryota; Apicomplexa; Aconoidasida; Haemosporida; Plasmodiidae
Exons: 1
Coding region: 1-918 (305 amino acids)
Source: RefSeq, a predicted model, not a curated record
AUGGCACUGAGUUACUUUGUCAAUGGAGAAGAAGACCAUUGCGUGGAUGUAGCUGGUGCAAAUACUUUAUCGAUUGAAGAAGAAAGAGAAAGAACAGGAAAAGGAGAAUUUGUGAGAAACGAAGAUGAGCAAGGACUACUCUCCCUCAGUGUCACGAGAAAUGGCAACAUGCGUAUGGAGGAGUGUAAGAGCAUGGGAAAAGGGGAAAAAAAAGAGAACGUUCUAAAAAGUACAAGUAAACAGAAGAAAGUUCAAGUGGGCAGUGGAAAGAAAAAAAAGGUGAUAAAAGGGAAUUCCCAAAAGGAUGGGUCGAUGAAGUCGAAGCAGAAAUUGGAGAAGAAAUUGAAGCAGAAAUUGGAGAAGAAAUCGGAGCAGAAGUUGGAGAAGAAAUCGGAGCAGAAGUUGGAGAAGAAAUCGGAGCAGAAGUUGGAAAAGAAUUCGAAGCAGAAGUUGGAGAAGAAAUCCAAGCAAAAAUUGGAGAAGAAAUCAAGGCAUAAAUUGGAGAAGAGAUCGAGGCAUAAAUUGGAGAAGAAAUCGAGGCAUAAAUUGAAUCCGGAUAAAGGGGCCGAAGCUGACGCAGGGGAUGAGACCAGCUCAGAAGACGAACUCUACAACGACGACAACUUUUUUAUGCCAAGUACGUUCAAAAAAGUGAAAAAAAAUGUGAAAAAAAAUGUGAAAGAAAAAGAGAAAAGCAGCGAGAAAAAAAAGAAGAAGAGCAAUAAAAUUCACAGUAAUUUCUGCACGACCUUAUGCCUACCACUGGAGCAUUAUAAAGAGGAGUUUGAGAAAGAGUUGUCUUCUUAUGCUACCACAGGACUUAAAAAAUAUUUGAAAUUUUUAAAAAAUUACAAAGUUACCGCUCCUAUGGAGAAUAAAAUGAAUAACAAGAAAAAACCAAGGCACAUGUAUGUUUAA